CAUGCAAAUACUCGAUCUGUGUUGCAAAGCAACCCCAGGGAAGGUGCAUUUUUCUGCCAGUAGGUAACUAAGGCAGCAACAUUUUCCAAUAGUCAGGGACAACAUGUCUGGAGUUCCAUAGAUGCGAGCAGUUUUCACAAGUGAAGUUUUUCUGAACACAGAAAAGGACUUCAGUCAUUUGUCCAGGUUUCUAAAAUAUCACAUCCCAGUCAGAACAGCAGCUCAAAAUGUGUACAUUUCUAUACUUAUGCUGUACACAAGGAAUACAUUAUACCUGUUAAAUAUGCUUCUGGAAAGUUAUCUGGACAUAAAUGUACACUUUUGAACAGAUAUAACAUAUUCCCUUGGGGUUUGCACAAGUACAGCAAGUUCAAAGCAUGAAUGAUUCACGUGCAGAGGAAUAAUUCAAUGCAGUUGUGUUUUAUUUGAUCAUAUUGCAAGCAUUUGUGUGGUCCAACUGCAGUAGAUCCAACAGGUCCCAGAUGUAUCACACGUGCUCUGAAUCAAUAGCACAUAAGCAAGGUAGAAAGCUGGAAGCCCAAUUUCAAAUACUUUCUUUAAAAAGGUGAAGUUGCGGUAAAUUACAUUUUUCCAAACCAAAGUUGCGAGCAAAAGGCACACUGAGCCUGUAUGGCUCCAGGGACUUCCUCCCCACAUCAAGGAAACAGCUCUGUUUGCCAUGCAGUACUGGACAAUGCAUUGUUGGAUGGAGCUUGUAGCAAACAUUAGAUAUGAGUUUGAUUGCAUCAGAAAAACUGAAAAGGGAGAGAAUUUCAUUGUAUGACUUUAUCCUGUUGGAAUAUGUCCUCGGGGAUUUUCACCACAUGGACACAACAGAAUGAUGCUGACAAUUAUGAGCCUCCCUUUUCCAUGCAGAGAUGUAUAAAAUAGCUUCUGCCAAAUGCACAAGAUUUAAUUGUUUUUAAUUUUUAGAAUAUUGUAGCUAGAUACUCCAGUCUGUGCUUUACACCAGACUUGCACUGAUAACCUUUCACCUUUCCCCAGUAAUAAGUGUGAUAAUACUGCUGCCUGCAGAGGGGUGUCCACCUUUACAUCACCUAAAUGAGGUGAGCAGGUGUAUUCCCAGAAUGCAGAGUUAGAAUUACAGUAUUAUCAGGGUAUUGUUUUACUGCUUAUCAUUAGCUGGGAGAGGACAGUUUAUGCUUCUGAGAAUAUUCAUAAACAUUACAGUGCUUGGUACAAGGUCCCUUGCAGUCAGUCGUGCUCACUGAACUCCCUCUGCUGUGCCGAUGUGUUAUGGACCCUAUUGACCAAACCUCGUCCUGCUUACUGAUUCAGUUCUGGGACUGACAUCACCCCCACCUUGAUCAAGCAUUGCUGCAGACUCAGCUUGUUGCCACUACUGUUGCCAGUUCAACCCAGCCAUGCCCAUCCCAUAAAUUCCUACGUAUUGGGCUCAGAAAUGCCAGAGGACACGUGAUGCUUUUGCUUUUGGUUCUGGCUUGGAAUAGAGCUAGACGAGAGUCUAGGAACAGAGGUUUCUACUAGAUUGUUCUUGAACCUGGAAAGCUUUGCAAACCAGAAUCUACUGUGAGUCAUACAGGAUGAUCCAAUUGCUCUUGGUUACUUGAAUUCCUUUCUUGCACACAGUUGCAUUCAGUACACAAGAGGAUGGACAAUUCCACGCAAAGCAAUAAAAUAUGGAAUGAUGGGUAAGGCACUUAAUAGUGAAUGUAAAUGAUAAUUUCCUAAGAUAGAUUUUCCCUUCCCACAGAAUCACAAAGUUUCAUUAUUCUCAUUUUCUCUCUUUUGAAGGCAUAUUUAUCGUUAAGAACAAAUUAAGAGCUACUGAAGAAAUUAACAGGUACUGAAGAACAGUCUCUGUCACUGACUAGUGCAAACCUGUGGAGGAGUAAAAAGGUAAAACAAGUUCCUAUAAAACAUUUUGUUGAUGAGAUCUCAGUCCACACUCAGUUAAUUGGCCUGUUUUGCAGGAUUUAACCUGGUGGCAUAAGAACCUGGAAAUAAAUCUCUUAGCUACGAUUAGAGAUGAAAGACAGAUUAGCACGGGCAGGAGAGCUGAAGUCUUUUUCUCCAUCUCCACUGGUGAGUCAGUGUGAAGACAGGACAACCAAAGAGACAUCAGGAAAUCAGUGUUUCCGUCAUCCUUAGGAUGUCUGAUUCAGGUAUUUUCUCCCUUGUAUUCAUCAAGUUACCAGCUUCAAGUUCCUGUUCAGUCCUCUGAAGCAGAUUUCUACUGCAUGCCUUGGACACAUGCCCCUAAUCCGCUUACGAGCUUCCCUUGACCUACACUUCUUUUCCUAACGCUGAUCUGACUAUGGCUGUUCUCAAAGUAAAAUUCACCAAAACUAAGAGGGACAAACUGGCCCAGAUCUUAUGGAUACUCAACUGGGUUUCUGUAGUGAGCGGGAUCAUUCUCUUCAGUCUUGGCCUCUUUCUGAAAAUAGAGAUCAAGAAGCGCAAGGAAGUGAUGGCAAAAGGGGACAUUAACUCUGUCCCCAACAUGCUGAUCUCUGUGGGGGUCAUAGCAUGUAUCAUCAACUUUCUGGGUGGAAAAAUCUGCUACGACUGCUCAGACGCCAACAAGUUCUCUCGAUGGAAACUUGUUAUGCUGCCAUACAUUGUAUGUACCUUCUGUUUUACCUUCUGCAUCCUGGUGGGUGCUCUCAUGUGCUACACCAUGAGGAACGAGCUGGAAGAGUCUCUCUACCUGGGACUGAGGGAUGCUAUAAAGUUCUAUAAGGACACGGACAUACCUGGACGAUGUUUCUUAAAGAAAACAGUGGAUUUGUUACAGAUUGGAUUCCAUUGCUGUGGAAACAAUGGCUUUAGAGACUGGUUUGAAAUUCAGUGGGUAUCUCCUCGUUAUCUGAAUAUGGCUUCUAAGGAGGUUCAAGACCGUCUAAAGAGCAACGUUGACGGGAAGUUCCUGGUGGAUGGAGUACCCUUCAGCUGCUGCAACCCCAGCUCCCCACGGCCCUGCAUCCAGUACCAGUUGACCAACAACAGUGCUCACUACAACUAUGAUUUUCUGACGGAGGAGCUCAAUAUCUGGGUGAAAGGGUGCCGAGAGGCCCUACUGGAUUACUACACCAAUAUUAUGAGAUCCAUUGGCAUUGCAGCAUUGCUUAUUUGGUUGUUUGAGCUCUCUGUACUUAUUGGUGUUCGGUACCUACAAACAGCCAUGAAGAAUGUCCUUCUGCUCGGAGAUCUGGAGGGAGAAUCAGAUGGUUGGUUACUAGAAAAUAGUUUUGUGGAAACUGCCAAAUACAACAUCAGUAUCAUUAAGAACCUCGGCAAAGCCAACCAGAUCUCCACUGUAUCAGGCAUGAAUGACCCUAACAUUAAUGUUCAAAACACAGACUGUGGCAAAACCAAUCUUACAACAAAAUCUAUCCCUGCAGCUAGGUAGGCAAAUCUUCAAAGGAAUGACAUCACAAGUGUAGCUUUGCUGUAUUACAUUCCUACAGUUACCAGAUUUUUCACUGGUGGGGUAAAAAAGGAAAAAAAAAUGAAGACAAUUGAACAAACCACAGACUGGUGACAGCUCCAAAAAUGCUGAUACUUCUAUGGAUGGAUGCAUUUUUACUUGAGAAAUCCCUGAUUUUCAACACUGCACAGAACUUUUGGAAUUUUUCCCACUUUCUCUCCUUUAUCUACAGAAUUCUAUCAUGGUCUGAACGUGCCAGAGUAAUCGCUAUGCACAAGCAAAUGUUCCAGAGAGGAUGGGUCUAUAUCUACUAACAUACAGAUUGGUCUAAUAUGUACCAAAGUUUGUCAUUACUGUCACUACACCUACAGAAAUCCCAGCAACUGGGAAAUCCCAAAAGAAAUUAUUGCACUUGAUAAAAAGAUUCUUUACAAAAAAGACAAAAACCAAAAUGAAAGCUCUGUUAGUCCAAGAUAGGAGAGUUACUUUUAGAUGAAAUGUACCUAUAUUGCAGCCCUUCAAACAGAACCUACUAGCCAGGUGAAACUGAAGGCAAGGAAAGUUACCAUAAUGUACUUAAUUUAUUUUUCCCCAAAAGUCUGAAGUAUGUUUUCAUUUUUUCCCCUCUAUAGUCUAGGGAAAGCCAGCUGCCACACCUCCCUGAAAGUCAAAGGGUACUGCUGAAAGGAGUUCUCUGCUUAAGAAAACUGACAACUCUUGCAAGGAUAUUUGAAAUUCCAAGUAGCAUGUGAUAGCCUCAGUUUAAAAACAAGGAUACACCUCCCCUAAAACAAACACUGAUGAUGCUUAUAAGCUCCUCAUUUCAAAGGUACUUAACACAUUGAUCCAGGGGCAGGAAGAUAAGGGACUAUGUGAAAUCAAUGAAGG
Empidonax traillii (willow flycatcher) is the source of this 4300-nucleotide messenger RNA. RefSeq names its product photoreceptor outer segment membrane glycoprotein 2. The transcript has 4 exons. Gene Ontology annotation, biological process: visual perception. Gene Ontology annotation, cellular component: membrane. Bases 2300 to 3394 code for a protein of 364 amino acids. The record is from RefSeq and is a predicted model, not a curated record. NCBI's taxonomy places the organism in Eukaryota, Metazoa, Chordata, Aves, Passeriformes, Tyrannidae.